UGAAGUCGAGAACGAACGAGGCCGAAAUACUAGGGCUCAUCAGAUCAGCUUGGAUACACCAGGAAAACUCUGAUGUCAACAUCAACGCACUUAACCAUCAAGGCCUAACAGCUUUACUUGUAGCUGUUAAUACCGAGAAUGUUGCGAUAACUGAAAUGUUUCUAAAAAGAGCGGACAUUGAAAUUAUGGAUGCACUCCUCCAUGCUAUAGCUACAGGAAAUCUGGAAAUAGUGAUGUUGCUCCUGGACACCAUGGGAGAGACAACACCUGAUGCAGAAUACUGUGGAAGUAAGUACAGUUCCGAGUUUCCAGCAGAAGUGACCCCGCUACAUUUGGCAAUACAGAAAGGAGAUUUUGCUAUUGUUAGUCUACUUCUAGAACGUGGCCAUAGAAUUGAAAGACCUCACAUCCCUUCUUGUUUAUGUAAUGUCUGCAAGGAAAGCUUGAGGAACCCAUCCUAUGACCUCGCUGCAUGGAGAAUGAGUUGUUACCGGGCUAUUUCUAGUCCAAUUUAUGUUGCCCUGACUUCUGAUGACCCCAUCCUAGCGACAUUCCUGUUGCAUGACGAGCUGCAGCUAUGUAUUAGCAUGGAUGAACAAUACCGAGAAGAGUACGUGAUCAUGUGUGAAGAUUUACGCCAGUUUGCUGUAGAUCUCAUUUCGAUGUGUGAAUCCCAGCUUGAGGUGAAACUUGUGCUCUCUCAAGAGUUCUCCGAUACCAGAAAUAUUCACACAGUUUACCCAACUCUCUAUUUGGCCUUAGAACUCAGUCAGAAAGAGGUGAGAGAUUGUACAGCCAUGCUUGAUGGAACCCAGUCUUAUCAGCACUAA
Molecule: messenger RNA, 830 nt
Organism: Limulus polyphemus (Atlantic horseshoe crab)
Lineage: Eukaryota; Metazoa; Arthropoda; Merostomata; Xiphosura; Limulidae
Product: transient-receptor-potential-like protein
Exons: 6
Coding region: 156-830 (224 amino acids)
Biological process (GO): regulation of cytosolic calcium ion concentration; calcium ion transmembrane transport; manganese ion transport
Cellular component (GO): cation channel complex; membrane
Molecular function (GO): protein binding; inositol 1,4,5 trisphosphate binding; store-operated calcium channel activity
Source: RefSeq, a predicted model, not a curated record